Messenger RNA from Eruca vesicaria subsp. sativa (arugula), 771 nucleotides. Lineage: Eukaryota; Viridiplantae; Streptophyta; Magnoliopsida; Brassicales; Brassicaceae. The record is from the annotation of a GenBank genome assembly.
AUGGAGUUUUACGUGGGCAUCAUGCAGGCGAGGACCUUUGUUGGACACACCAGCAAUGUUAUGGCCGUUGGGUUUCAUGCUAAUGGCAAUUCGAUGUACUCAGGAUCAGAGGAUGGCACAGUUAGGAUCUGGGACUUGAGGGCUCCCGAUCCGCCACAGGAGUACGAACGGAAUUGCCUAAAGGCAUAUCAGCCCCAUGGAAGUGUUACCCCAAUUAACACAGUUGUUUUACACCCAAAUCAGAUUGAAUUGAUAUCUGGAGACCAAGACGGAAUUAUACGUGUUUGGGAUACCAGAAUGAAUGCAAUUACCAUUGAACUGGUACCAGAAGCUGAUACAGCUAUACAGUCUUUAUCGGUUAUGGGGGAUGGGACAAUGUUGGUUGCUGCUAACGACCGUGGCACAUGUUUUAUAUGGAACAUCUUGCGUGGAAAUCAGGUGAUGACUGAGUUUGAACCUAUUCAUAGGCUUCAAGCUCAUAAUACACACAUCCUUAAAUGUGUCCUGUCUCCUGGAAACAAAUAUCUAGCGACGGCAUCUUCCGAUAAAACUGUCAAGAUCUGGAAUGUCGAUAAUUUCACGCUACAUAAAAUCUUAACAGGACAUCAAAGAUGGGUCUGGGACUGCGCCUUUUCAGUGGAUGCAAAAUUUCUUUUUACAGCAUCAUCGGACCUGACGGCUAGAUUGUGGUCAGUGGAAGAGGGAAGCGAACUGAGAGUGUACCGAGGUCAUGGCAAAGCAGUUGUGUGUUGUGCACUCAAUGAUGGCUAG